CGCCCGUGUCUUGUUUUCUUGGGGACAAUUAAUGAUGCCGUACCUUAAGCGCCACGGUUUAAACUUUCCUCACAAGACUGUAUCUGACGGAAUGAGUUAUAAAAAAUAUUAGCUAAUACUAUAUUGCAGGCACAAUCAAUUGAAAAUGAAAUUCCGAGCUAAGAUGAUAGACGUGGGCUGCCUUAAUAAUUUUACUCGUGUGGUGAAUACCAUCUCGAAAUUGACGAAGACUUGCACGCUGCGACUCACCACUGACAACCUGUUUUUCAUGCUUUCUGACAAAGUGGCGAAUGGGGGCGUCAGUAUGUGGUGCGAGUUAUCGCAGGCUAACUUCUUUGAUGAGUUUCAACUGGAAGGAGUGUCAGCGGAGGCCAAUGAGAUCUACCUGGAGCUCCAGCCUGAGUACAUGUCCAGGGCUCUGAGAACAGCCCAAAACGCCAAGUCCCUGAAGGUCAAGCUGACCAAGAAGCACUGUCCCUGCCUCACCCUGGCAGCUGAACUGCCGUCCCUGUCGAGUGCCAGUCGCCUCGUCACCCACGACAUUCCCGUAGACGUCAUUCCCAGAAGACUGUGGCAGGACUUCAAGGAGCCCAGCGUUCCCGACUUUGACGUGAGUAUCUACCUGCCACCUCUGAAGACUAUGAAGAAUGUGGUGGAUAGAAUGAAGAACCUCUCAAACCACCUGGUGCUGGAGGCUAAUCUAAAUGGUGAGAUGAACCUGAAGAUUGAAACAGACCUGGUUUCCGUCUCCACGCAUUUCAAAGAUCUCGGGAACCCUUCCUGGAGCGAUGAGGCUUCUCAGGGCCCGAGUCAGGCCAGGGCCCCUGAAACCAUGGCACAUGCUCGGGUCGAUAUUAAGAAGCUCCAGCAGCUCCUCACCGGCCAGCAGGUCAACCCCAGCAAGGCCAUGUGCAACAUUGUCAACAAGAGGAUGCUUCACUUCAUUCUGCUGCAUGAGGACGUCUCUCUGCAGUACUUCAUCCCCGCAAUGGCCUGAGAAGAGGAUUCUGGGAUACGAGAACCCGGAGAAGCACCAAAACUGUGGCUGAAGGACAGAUGAUGCACGUGGGGCCUGUGGCUAUUCCGGCUCCACUGUGGAGCCAGCACCAGCCACCAUUGCGGCUCCACUGUGGAGCCAGCACCAGCCACCAUUGCGGCUCCACUGUGGAGCCAGUACCAGCCACCAUUGCGGCUCCACUGUGGAGCCAGCACCAGCCACCAUUGCGGCUCCACUGUGGAGCCAGCACCAGCCACCAUUGCGGCUCCACUGUGGAGCCAGCACCUGCCACCAUUCCGGCUCCACUGUGGAGCCAGCACCUGCCGCCAUUCUGGUUCCACUCAUCUUCAGGUCCAUGUAGAACCAGCAGUUCCACUGGAGACAUGGCAUUCAUUAACUUUCAUGUUCUGGGAAAAGAUAUCAGCUUUGAAUUCAAGUGAAAUUUAAAGGGGAUUGUUCCUUUAUAAAAUCAACCUUGUCAUCCUGAUCUUGAAUGGAGCGCUUUGUUAUUGAUGGCUGUUGCACUGUAAAGUACAUUUGGUUUGAAAUAAAGCUGUGAUUUUGUCUGUAA
Conger conger (European conger) is the source of this 1568-nucleotide messenger RNA. RefSeq names its product HUS1 checkpoint clamp component (gene hus1). The record is from RefSeq and is a predicted model, not a curated record. The transcript is spliced from 8 exons. NCBI's taxonomy places the organism in Eukaryota, Metazoa, Chordata, Actinopteri, Anguilliformes, Congridae. Gene Ontology annotation, biological process: double-strand break repair via homologous recombination; meiotic DNA integrity checkpoint signaling; telomere maintenance. Gene Ontology annotation, cellular component: checkpoint clamp complex; nucleolus; site of double-strand break. The coding region runs from base 146 to 997 and encodes 283 amino acids.